Messenger RNA from Oncorhynchus gorbuscha (pink salmon), 1535 nucleotides. Its product is annotated as transmembrane protein 204-like. The record is from RefSeq and is a predicted model, not a curated record. NCBI's taxonomy places the organism in Eukaryota, Metazoa, Chordata, Actinopteri, Salmoniformes, Salmonidae. The transcript is spliced from 3 exons. The coding region runs from base 829 to 1518 and encodes 229 amino acids.
CCCAGAGAGAGAGAGAGAGCAGGAGCACCAGCUCCUCCCAGAGAGAGAGAGAGAGAGAGAGCAGGAGCACCAACUCUUCCCAGAGAGAGAGAGAGCGAGAGGAGGGUCAGAAGAAGACUAGAGCUUGCGCAGUGAGAGAUUGCUCUUCCAGCUGACAAAGCCCUUUCUUGGUUAAGCCUCAGUGAGCUGAGCAACACGAUCCAGACGAUCUGCUCUGCUGCUCUACACUGCUUCUCCAUUUUCCCACCACCUCUGGUGUAGAGUCUGAAGAAAAAAACAGAAGAACGUAGAAAGUAACUGAGGGGAAAAAGAGACAGGCGCUUACACAGAGAAUAAAAUAACUUGAAAUUGCAGAGAACCAAAGGUGAGGAGGGCAGCCAGAAGAAAUCAGAAGUGGAGAGAAAAGGGUGAUAAAAGUGGAAAAGAGACGGUUGAAGAGAGGUUCGAGUCCGAGAGUCAAGCUGCAUUCAGUCACCAAAGCCAGUGGAAUGGACCUCGGUGUCGGUCGGAUUAACCCAUGCCUGCCCACUGUGCACUCCGAGGAGGAAGGCUGAACCAACCCACCUCCACCACCAAAAACAAAUGAGGAUGAACGGAGAUGUUCUUUAGCUGAGCUAACAACACGUUCCCUUUUUUCUUCAGCAGUGCGACUGCCUGGGGUUAGCAUAAGCCGCUAGCUGCCUUGCAGUGGAGGAGGAGGAGAACCGGGGUGCCCCAAGCGCCGCUGGUGUUGCUGCCCAGGAGAGGCAGGGCAGCACGGGAGAGGAAGAAGGGGACGAAGAGAGGGAGGAGGUGGUGGAGGCAGAGGUGGCGGGCGGGCAGCGGUGCAUGGCCGUGCAGCGGCUGGUGGUGGUGGCAGUGAUGGUGGCCCUGCUGUCCCUGGUACUCAACAACGUGGCAGCUUUCACCCCCAGCUGGGUGCUGCAGGCCCUGGAGGAUGGACGCAAGCGCAACGUGGGGCUGUGGAGGAUGUGCCCCGUCAUGACUGGAGGAGAGAGGGGCCGGGAUGAACCUCGGGGGGGCGGGAGGAGAGGUCAGGGGACUCAGAUGCCGUGUGAGGGUCUGGGCUGGGGCUCGGAGUACGCAGGCUACCAGGAGUCCCGCAGCACCGUCAAAUUGCAGUUUGACAUGAUGCGAGCGUGUAACCUGAUGGCCACGGUGGCGCUGACGGCCGGUCAGCUGAUCUUCCUGCUGGGCCUGAUGGAGCUGCCCUUUGUCACCCAGGACUCCCAGUGGUGGGAGGAGGCCAUCGCCGCACUCUUCCAGUUGGCCAGUUUUGUGCUGGUAAUCGGCUUGGUGACAUUCUACCGGAUCGGCCCGUACACGCAGCUGUCCUACUCGUGCUACGUGGACAUCGCCGCCUGCCUAUUGGCCACUCUGGCCGCCGCCAUGCUCAUCUGGAACAUCCUACAUCGCCGCGACGACUGCCUCACGCCCCGUGUCAUUGUUAUCAGCCGCUCGCUGGCGUCGAACUUCCACCCACGCCUCGACAACGACUAUGUGGAGUCGCCCUGCUGAGCACCCCUGAGCCCUGA